AUGCUGGAUUACCGAGAAGACGUUGUUACAAAAGAAGAGUCUUCUGCCUGGCAGGACCUGUGUAAGGGAGGGACCAUUCCCACUGCCGCCUCCCUCCGAGUCCCUCCUGCCCGAAUAGGAUUGUCUGCUAAACAGGAUCUCUUGCAAGGACUGAACAGUCAGGAAGUGUCCGAGAGGUACAUUAUGAAACUACAGAAGGAGCGGGAACGUACAAAUAAAGCUGUGAGCCGUAGUCUUGACAACCUGCCCAUCAAAAUAAAGAAAAUGGUUAAAGAGCAUACAGACUCCGAUCUGAAUGCAAUCAUGAAUGUCCAUAAGAAUGGGUCAUAUACCUGGCGGAGCCGCAGCUACCAGUUGGGGAUGGGUACCAAAUACGAUGAAUGCAAUGCAACUAACCAUUUAUUCCAAGCAAUGCCCAUUAAUUCGUUAUGUAAACACACAAAACGUAACUGCUCAAAGUGCCAUAAGCAGUUCAGAGGACGUAGAACAGUGAAACAUGAUGAAAAAGACCUCACCGAAAUCAAAACAAUAACUACGGAUACCGAUACACGAACUUCCGGUUACGAUUCUGAAUUUGAUUUUGUUUACAGUCAGCUGGGGGAUCAAAGCACGCGCAGUGACGUAUCAUUGAUAAAUGGUUUUCCAGUUAGAAUGCAACAGAAUCUUGAGGAAGAAACAUUAAAAGAUUUGAACGACUUUCAAAAGAGAUAUCAAAAGAUGUUUGAUGCCAACCGUAACGUGCAUUUUGUUCAUUCCUCUCUUGUAAAUAACAAACGUGUGAAGCGGCUGCAGAAAUAUAAUACACGUCCGAAACUGAAAGGCUCCCACGUGCCUACAGAAGAGUACUCCAUAGAAAUGAUGAACAUCCGGUCAAUGCAGAAUCAGUCUCUUCAGAAGUACACGAGGAAAUCCUCCCUGCACAUUGUUGCCCCUCCACAGAGUCGGAUAUCCGAACUCACAGAUUACCAAACUCCCCACUUUCAUCUUUCAGAUUACUCUUAUUCGGAUGCCGAUGAUGAAGACGAGGGUUCAGAUUUAACGGAGAAAGGGGUUUCAAACCCAAAUGUUCCUCGGCUUAAUUUAGGGGAUAAUGAAAAUGAUUUUGAGGACUACGAUGACGAAAGUAGUCAUAUGACAGUAUCAAAUUCUCGUCCUAACAGUACAAAGUCAAGUAGCCAAAAGUUUAAUACUGUUUCAGACGAUUUGAAACACUUAGAGGAAACUGAUAACGUUUUACCAUUAUCUAUUUCCGCCUUACAAAGGCACAAUGCGGGCGUGCAACCUAUACUAAAACAAAAUAACAGAAAUUUUCCACAGGUUUGCAAUCUCACAGAUAUAACUGAAAGAGAAGAAAGUAAUCUUACUCGAUCCACAAAAACUAAAGCAGCAAGUGAAACACCGGCGGAUGUUCGUAUGUCAAUUCGAAUAGCUUACAAAACAGGGGGUGAUGACGUCAUAAGAGAACUGAGCAACAUAUCAUCUGAGGAAAUAAUGGUUCCGCGUUGGUCAAGACAAGACAUUAACUGUGAUGUUAUUGAAGAAAAUUCUUUUUCAGGAAGCAGGGAAUCUGGAUUAAGCAGGAAUUCUUCCGCUGGUAGGAAGGUCCAGCAUGGGUCUUCUAAAGGCUUACACACUGGAUACAGUAAUCUGUACCAGGAAUCAAUGCGAGAUAUCGCCGAUACAAUCAAUGCUGCCCAGCAAGCGAUGGACUUUAUAGAUCAAACUUUGGCCUCCAGUGAUAAGAACGACUCUAAUGUCGCCACUGUCACCCCAGGUAGCGGGGAUCAAAUGAAGAUGGAAAAGAAAAUACUCACAGACAAUACGGGUGAAAUGGAAGGUGAUGAAUAUUUUGACGAGGAUCAGGGGGUGACUCCGAUUGAUGAUUAUUUGAAGAGUUUAAAAAUUGAGAGCCCACAAAUGGAAAGCUUUACUUCUUACUCAGGUAAAACGGUGACACAAUAUGCUAUCAAAUCACAUUCAUUCAGAGAGAAUGGAGGAGAUAAACAAAACAGCUGUGAGGGCAUAGACGAAAAGACACAUCUGAGAAAACCUAUUGGAGAGAAAGGUGCGUUCUUUGUGACAGAUAGCAAUCAGGAUACUUAAGAUUUCAAUUAUUUUGAAUGGUAUGGAUUGCAGAUUUACCUUUUUUUUCUAAGUGGAUAAACAAUGCGUUUUCAGUAAUCCAUUCCAUGUGCUUGAACGACUCCUUCUUACGUUGACAAUAGCUCAGAAGUGAGGUAUGAAUGAAAAGUUCGUGUAAACAUUCUCAAGCUGAAGAUAUUGACUUCUCAGCCCCCCUGAAGGAGUUGGAUUUAUUUGCCUAGAGCUCAAUCUUGCCUUAUGUGUUCAUCUGUGUUUGACAAUAUACAAUGCUUUAAACAACUUCUCUCCAGUUGAUACAUUGAUAAUGGAGGUACUAAAA
This is a messenger RNA of Saccostrea echinata, 2422 nucleotides long. RefSeq lists its product as uncharacterized. NCBI's taxonomy places the organism in Eukaryota, Metazoa, Mollusca, Bivalvia, Ostreida, Ostreidae. The transcript is spliced from 3 exons. The record is from RefSeq and is a predicted model, not a curated record. The coding region runs from base 1 to 2103 and encodes 700 amino acids.